Molecule: messenger RNA, 630 nt
Organism: Microplitis mediator
Lineage: Eukaryota; Metazoa; Arthropoda; Insecta; Hymenoptera; Braconidae
Exons: 2
Coding region: 51-605 (184 amino acids)
Source: RefSeq, a predicted model, not a curated record
CAAACUUUGGUCAAUAAAAAAUACAUAAGAGGUAUAUAAAGACCGUCGCAAUGUCAGAAAAAUUAGUUCCUUGCAAGCAAAUAUCGAGCGUCUUCACCAUGAAUAUUUUAAUGGCUUGUUUUGUUGUCGCAGUUGGCUUGGCUUGCCAGGCAUCUUUGACUGCAUCAGUUCCAACACAUGGCAAUGCCGGUAAACCAAGUUCUGGAUCUGAUGAUAUCGUGGUACGAAUAGUGUCCCAGUUAUCUGAACAAGUGAAAUCGCUUGAGAAGAGUUUAAAAGAUGUUGCACAAAAUAAUAUAACUCCAGCUAUCACGAGGGUAACUGAUAUCGCAAAUGAAAAGGCAAGCCUUGUAAUUAGUCAUGAAACAAAAACUAAGAUCUAUAACUUGUUCGAUUCUAUUCGAAAUAGUUUAACAGAUAUUACUAAUUCAGCUUCUAAAGCUGUGAGGAUCGAGGAUUUAUCUGGAAUAAUGAAUUCUUUAACUCACGAUGCGUCAGUAGCUUUCGAAAAGAACCGAGACUCUAUUCCUGGUGGGAAAGAAAUUUCGAAUACUUUCAAUAAUGUUCUCAACAGUUUCAAGGGAGAAAGUAAAAAAAAAAUGUAAUUAAUUUGAUUAAUGUUAACUCUGA